Penicillium lagena is the source of this 1854-nucleotide messenger RNA. RefSeq lists its product as uncharacterized. Gene Ontology annotation, molecular function: FAD binding; oxidoreductase activity. NCBI's taxonomy places the organism in Eukaryota, Fungi, Ascomycota, Eurotiomycetes, Eurotiales, Aspergillaceae. The record is from RefSeq and is a predicted model, not a curated record. Bases 1 to 1854 code for a protein of 617 amino acids. The transcript is spliced from 4 exons.
AUGAGAUUGCCGGUCAUACUGAUGUCUCUCGCUGGAUUGGGUCUCGCUGAAACCCAGUGCAAAUGCUCUCCAUCGGAUCCUUGUUGGCCCUCCGCUUCAUCUUGGGCUGCCCUGAACACCUCGGUUUCGGGCAAACUUAUCCACAAUCAGCCUGUGGCCAAGCCAUGCUAUCAUGGGGCUGGGUUUGACCGGGUAGCGUGCGAGCACAUUCUAUCACAGUGGUCCAAUUCGACCUUCCAAGCCAACCACCCGGUCGCGUAUGCGCUACCACUAUUUGAUGCCUGUCCGCCUCUAGCACCCGGGGCACAGUCCGCGGCGCACUGUAGUCUUGGCCCCGACCCGGUGUAUACAGUAAAUGCGACGGAGCCUCAAGACCUUGUGGAAGGAAUCCGCUUUGCCAGAUAUCACGAUAUCCGACUAGUUGUGCGAACCACUGGACACGACCUCUUAGGAAGGUCCCAGGGGUACGGAAGUCUACAGGUAUGGACUAAGUACGUCCUGAAGGGGAUCGAGCACCACUCAAAGUAUACCAGUGUAUGUGCCGCUUCGAACUGGGCCGGAAAUGCCUUUACUGUUCGGGGUGGCUAUAUCUGGAGUGACUUGUAUGAGGAAGCAUUUAAACGGAACCUCACGGUAGUAGGCGGCGCGGACAAAUCUGUCGGGAUUCUCGGCGGCUAUCUCCAAGGUGGCGGUCACUCGCCGGUCAGUCACGACUAUGGGUUAGCAGCUGAUCAGCUUCUAGAGGCACAGGUGGUGCUAGCUUCGGGGAAUAUCGUGACCGUGAACGCCUGUCAGCAUAGAGACCUCUUCUUCGCAAUACGUGGAGGCGGCGGGUCAACCUAUGGCAUCGUUAUAUCCGCUUCCUUGAAAGCCUAUCCGUCGCGGCCAGUUGUUGUACAAUAUCUGCAGAUUGCACCUCUGUUAAACAAUGCAAACCCCAUGCAGACACCGCUUCUCGAUGCAGUAACGGAAAUCGUCCGUUCCUAUCCAGCGCUUUCCGAUGCUGGUUUCUCUGGCUACGGGUUAUUCGACGCGAAUGCCACCUCUCUUGCCAGCAUCAAUAUUCUAAAAACAGUACAGCAUACCGGAAUUUAUAUGCAUGGCUUUGCGAAAAUAGCUCAUCAGAACAGCGAUGCGCCCAGAGAUUUUCUCGUGGACGCACAGUCGAUAAUGACGUCCAUCCUGAUGGAGAGAUUGUUACCCUACAACGGGACAUCGCUCCUAAUCAUGGAACGCUGGCGCCAUUUCCCCUCCUACGAGGGCUAUUUUCAGGCUAUAUCGGAGAAUCCGCUGCCAAUUGGAUAUAGCAAUGCGGCACUUACAUCGCGUCUGUUUGACAAGUCAGCUCUAACGGGUGACCGGGAUCGCGUGAGGCAGAUGCUCAAGAUUAUUUCGUCCGAACCGCAAGCUCCAUCCUCCGACAAUUCGGACAACAUUAGCACUGCUAUUCUUUUCCAUCUAAUAGGCGGUGGCAAAGUUCUCAAGCCAAAUCCGCUCGCCGCUGUGAACCCUGCCUGGCGAAAGACGUAUUUGCACGCUGUCGUGGGAUCAACCUGGCCGGAGCGGGCUGACACCCGAACUAUUCAAGGUGCCCAGGACAGUAUCACAUUCCAAAAAACAGAUGCUAUGAAAGUCUUAACUCCCGGCAUGGGUAGUUAUAUGAAUGAAGCAGAUCGAAGAGACCCCUUGUGGAAGGAAGAUUUUUACGGUGCGAACUACGUCCGUCUUCAGUCGAUCAAAAGGCAGUACGAUCCUGAUCAUGUGUUCUACUGCCACACAUGUGUGGGUAGCGAGGAAUGGAUAGAAACGGACCUAGGAGGUGGAAAGGGGUACGGGCCAUUGUGCAGGGUGUAG